Molecule: messenger RNA, 540 nt
Organism: Cantharellus anzutake
Lineage: Eukaryota; Fungi; Basidiomycota; Agaricomycetes; Cantharellales; Hydnaceae
Exons: 6
Coding region: 1-540 (179 amino acids)
Source: RefSeq, a predicted model, not a curated record
AUGACCAACAACUGGCUAGGGUUGGAGCGUGACACCGGACAUCCAACUGGCAAGCCUGAGUGGUGCAUUACAACCGACUGGCCAAGGCCAGGACUGCGUGACACAAAACACUCUGGUGGGACUCUGCCUGAUGGCCUUGCCGACAUGAAUGGUGGCCUUCAGUUGGGUUGGAUUAGUGCUGAAGAGGCUGAUGCGGAAUCCAUUGGAGAAAUUGCUGCAGGGUCUGAAGUGGAUAGUGGUGAAUUGGUAUGGGGUAGAUGUGCUAAAUGGGCGAGAAAUCUGGAGAAGGAAAUGGCGAGGUUGUUGGUUGUGCCAGUACAGUUACUAGGCACCUGUUUUCUCUUCUCAUUUCUAUAUUACAUCUGGGUUGCGAGUGAACCACUGAAGUGGGUUGCCAUAUAUGGAACGCUGCAUUUACAACAUCAUUUCAUCCAUCCCAUGGGUGAUCAUUGGCCUUCAGAAAUCAUGAUGGACAGCUUGUUAACCUAUGAAUUGGCGUGGGAGUCUCCUAGAAUUUUGUUUGGUCUUAUCCCAGUGUAA